AUGGCAGUGAUCGUCUUAUCUCCGUCGCUUCAGUCGUUUCCUCCCGCGGCGGCGAUCCGGUCGUCGCAUCUCGACUCUUACCUCCGACCGACACCACCAGAUCGGAGCUUGUUAUCGUCCUUCAGAAAAUCCCCCGUGUUUCGCAAUGCCGACGAAUGCCUCUCCUCGGGCGCAGAUUCCGGCGUCUGCAACCCUUCGUUGGUCCACGUGGCGAUCACACUCGACGUCGAGUACCUCCGUGGCUCAAUCGCAGCCGUCAAUUCCAUCCUUCAGCACUCGAUGUGCCCGGAGAGCGUCUUCUUCCACUUCAUCGUCUCCGAGACAAACCUAGAGUCGCUGGUGAGAUCGACUUUCCCGGAAUUGAAAUUCAACGUUUACUAUUUUGCCCCUGAGACCGUUCGCGGUUUGAUUUCUUCCUCCGUGAGACAAGCUCUCGAGCAGCCCUUGAAUUACGCCAGAAAUUACCUCGCGGAUCUGCUCGAGCCCUGCGUUAACCGGGUCAUAUACCUGGAUUCGGAUCUCGUCGUCGUCGACGACAUCGCGAAGCUCUGGAAAACCGGUCUAGGCUCGAGGAUAAUCGGAGCUCCGGAGUACUGCCACGCGAAUUUCACCAAAUACUUCACCGGAGGAUUCUGGUCGGACGAGAGAUUCUCCGAUACGUUCCGAGGGAGGAGCCCCUGCUACUUCAACACCGGCGUGAUGGUGAUAGAUCUGAAGAAAUGGAGACGAGCUGGAUACACGAAACGCAUCGAGAAAUGGAUGGAGAUUCAGAGAACCGAGCGGAUUUACGAGCUCGGCUCGCUGCCGCCGUUUCUUCUUGUUUUCGCCGGUCACGUUGCGCCGAUUCCCCACCGGUGGAACCAACACGGGCUCGGCGGGGAUAAUGUUAGAGGUAGCUGCCGUGAUUUGCAUCCUGGUCCGGUGAGCUUGCUUCACUGGUCAGGGAGUGGCAAGCCAUGGUUACGACUCGAUUCGAAACGUCCUUGCCCAUUAGACGCUCUUUGGACGCCUUACGACUUGUAUCGUCACUCGCAUUGA
This is a messenger RNA of Microthlaspi erraticum, 1038 nucleotides long. The record is from the annotation of a GenBank genome assembly. NCBI's taxonomy places the organism in Eukaryota, Viridiplantae, Streptophyta, Magnoliopsida, Brassicales, Brassicaceae.